Messenger RNA from Acaulospora morrowiae, 978 nucleotides. Lineage: Eukaryota; Fungi; Glomeromycota; Glomeromycetes; Diversisporales; Acaulosporaceae. The record is from the annotation of a GenBank genome assembly.
AUGAUACCUCGUUACGCUCUCAAAACCCUAGCUGCUUUUAAAACAAAUGGCAUCAGAACAACUAACUUAAGACUAAAAAAUAUUUCUCGAUUAAUUAACUCACAAAAUACGAUCAUCUAUCCAAGUAGUCGUUUUUUCUCUAACCUUCCAGAUGAGAUAAAACCUAAUGAAAGUAAGCCAGUUGCUAUAUCCUUUGACUAUAUUCGAAAAAAUUAUAUUGAAAAUCUUAACACGGAAUUAUUGGAAGAUUUUUCAAAAUGGCUUGAUGGUAUUGGGCUAGGGAAGCACGCACCUAAAUUCGAAGGUAAAAGUUGGAAAAGAAUCAUUCAUAUGAGAUAUGAAGAUAUGGAAGAUAUAGGUAUAGAUAGUGCAUAUGAUAGACAUACUUUAAGAAGGUAUCUCAAUUAUGCUCGAAAAGCACUGGAAAAUGGAGGUGUAUCUCCAAUUAAUUUUGAACUAUUAAAAGAUUUCCCUGCUUGGCUGGAGAGUGUUGGAUUUGGAAAUUACGCACCCAAUUUUGCAAAUAGACAAUACCAAGAAAUCAUAGAAAUGAUGUAUGAAGAUCUUGAAGCUUUAGGUAUUAGGAACAAAGGCGAUAGACAUGCCUUAAGAAGAUAUUUUGAUGAUAUCCGAGCUGCAUUGGCUGAUAAGAGAAGAAUUGAAGGAGACAUUAUCCCGCCACCUGAUUAUGCAUUAUUAGAAAAUAUUCCUGCCUGGUUUGAAAGCAUCGGAAUGAAAUCUUUAGUACCACUUUUUCUUGGUAAAAGAUGGCAAGACAUUGUUGAGAUGAAUCACGACGACCUAAUCAAAUUGGGCAUCGGGAACAAAAACUUGAGAUACUCAUUGAUGAGGAAUUUCUGGUUCGUCAAACGUUGUGUGGCUAAGGAUACAGGACAAGAAAUACCGCCAUUUAGCAUCAAGGUCAUAAAAGAAAGAGGGACACAACCAAAUUAUAAAAGAUCAAACAUGAAUUUGUAA